Molecule: messenger RNA, 1183 nt
Organism: Melitaea cinxia (Glanville fritillary)
Lineage: Eukaryota; Metazoa; Arthropoda; Insecta; Lepidoptera; Nymphalidae
Gene: Cog7
Product: conserved oligomeric Golgi complex subunit 7
Exons: 6
Coding region: 1-753 (250 amino acids)
Biological process (GO): Golgi organization; retrograde vesicle-mediated transport, Golgi to endoplasmic reticulum; intracellular protein transport
Cellular component (GO): COG complex
Source: RefSeq, a predicted model, not a curated record
AUGUCUACAUUGAAAUCACCACUUACUAAACCAUAUUUAGAACUUUUAAAUAACUUUUUGAGAAUGUCUUCCAUAGAUCUAAAAACGUUUGCUGACAAUGAAUUCGAUCCAAAGAAAUGGAUUAAUAAAGCUUGGAGUACUACUGGGAAUCAGGAAAAGGAGAUAUUCGUGGCAAACACAGUGACCCGACUUCAGUUAUACAUGAAACAACUAAGUAAUUCACUCGACGAGACAACCACACAGAUUGUAACAUCAAUACCUCGUCUACUCCAAGAUGCGUCCGAGCUCCAACUCGAAGGUGCCCUGCUCCAGCAGAAGCUGGAGACCCUGGAGCAACAGGUCCAAGGUGUGGAGGAGCAGACCGGACACUCUAUCAAGAGUUUGCAGAAGAUAGAUCAGCUCAAGAGUCGGUUGGAGAACGCAGCUGCAACUCUCCGAGAGGCAGAUAAAUGGGUUGCCCUCGCGACAUCACUAGAGGAUAUUCUAGAAGCAGGCGUGCCGACGCAGAAGGAAAAGUUGGCAGAAUUAGCAGAACAAGUCACAUCUAUGACUGCUAGCUUGGAGGCACUAAGUGACUCAUCCGACUACGAAAUGAAGCGGAUGCAGCUUGAGACAUUAUAUAACAGACUUGAAGCGGCGAUAAGUCCACCUCUUAUUGAAGCUCUGACGCAGAUGGAUGCUGGUAAAUACGAUACAAAUAUAAUUCGGAUUUUCUAUAUCUUUAUUGGAAUUAUCCCUACAAUAAAAUUGUGAGGAACUUGUCAGUCAGUCAGUCAAAUUCGCGCCAGACAUCCCUGUUUUCCGUAAUCCUCAUCCAGGAACUUGAAUUUGCCGUAAAUUGCCAUAAAACCUCCUUGACGUGCAGUGGAUAUUCUUACUUUUUUACCAUUGUAGUAUCGUUUUUGGCUAAUUUAAUCAUUUAUAUACAUAAAGUUGUCCUUGACCAGUGUAAUCGUCUUCGUCCUCGCGAGUUUAAUUUUUUGAUAACCCUAGAAAUGUCUUCGUAUACCCUGUAAUCCUCUACCCAAACUGAAAGUACAUUUUCCUCAUUAUUUUUACAUUACUUUGGACAUUUUGAUUGUGGUUGGGGUACAAUAGGACUGAUAUUUUCACCCUUACUGUAAAAAUUUCUAAAUCAAAACAAAAAAGAAGCAUACACAGCUCGGUUUGAAUGUUACAAAAA